Pelodiscus sinensis (Chinese soft-shelled turtle) is the source of this 3636-nucleotide messenger RNA. The record is from RefSeq and is a predicted model, not a curated record. Lineage: Eukaryota; Metazoa; Chordata; Testudines; Trionychidae.
GGGGGGGCCCAGGACGAGGGGGGGGCCCAGCACUGCUCUGGGGCCUCCCUGCGCCUCAUUGCCUCCCUCUCCUGGCAGAGCAACCAGCGCGUGGACCUGUACAAGUGGAGGGACGGGGCUGGGGAAGUGGGCAGGUGGCUGCAGGGGCACACGCGCGUGGACCUGUACAAGUGGAGGGACGGGGCUGGGGAAGUGGAUGGAGCCUGGGGAGGACUAAGCCGCGUCUGGUUGCAGAAACCCGGCACCGCAGUGGAGUACCUGGCAGCGCAUCUCUCUAAAAUCCACGGCCUGGACUGGCACCCGGACAACGAGUACGUGCUGGCCACGUCCAGCCAGGACAACUCGGUCAGGUUCUGGGAUUACCGUCAGCCUCGCAAGUACCUCAACAUCCUCCCCUGCCAGGUUCCCGUCUGGAAGGCCCGAGCAGCCUGCCCUCCGCCCACAGCCAUGCAGGGCACCGGGUCUCCUCUGCGAGGGCUCUCGGCCGCCGGGGGCUCCAAGGACUCCCAGCUGGUCACGUGGUCGGCAAGCUGGGUCCCCCAGCGCAGGGAGGGGCAGGGGAGCGGUGAGACACGGGGGUCUGCUCCCCGGAGGGAGGUGCUGCGGUCUCGACCCCUCGGCGCGUCUCCCUUUCAGCUGUGCGCCACCGAUCUCCUGGACGGGGUGGAGGAGCUCAUGCACGGCCUUGCUCUCCUGCCCGAGCCGGAGAAGACCCUCCACGGCCAGGACUCGGAGCCGCCACCCAACGCCGGGCCGGGGGACGAGGAAGCUGCGAAGGGAGACUUCCAGAGCUAGGGGCUGCCGCAGACCCUGCAGCAGGAGUUUUCCCUGAUCAACGUGCAGAUCCGGAACGUCAACGUGGAGAUGGACGCGGUGAAUCGCAGCUGCACCGUGUCCGUGCACUGCGGCAGCCAGCGAGUCAAGCUGCGGGGGACGUUUCCUGUGCAGUACCCCAAUAACGGGCCGGGGGGCUGUGGUGUGGGGCCCCCAGGCGGGCAGGGUGACCUGGGGGCUCGUCUGUUUCAGAACCAGGAGGACAGCACCUCCAGCAACCCGUACGUGCUGCCGAGUGCCGUCACGCCGCCCCUGCCCACCUUUGCCCGGGUCUCCAACGCCUACGGCUCCUACCAGGACUCCAACAUCCCCUUCCCCCGCACCCCAGGAGCCAGGUUCUGUGGCGCAGGCUACCUGGUGUAUUUCACGCGGCCCAUGACGAUGCACCGCGCUGUCUCUCCGACGGAGCCCACGCCCAGAUCUCUGUCCGCUCUGUCGGCCUAUCACAGCGGCCUGAUCACGCCCAUGAAGAUGCGCACGGAGACCACGGCCACGGGCAGCCUCCCCCGCAGCGAGAAGGAGCAGGUCUCCAUCAGCUCCUUCUACUACAAGGAGAGGGUAAGGGCCGGCCUGGCGCACGAGUGGCUGGGCAGCGUCCUUCUGCCCGGGCGCAGCCGCCCUGAACCGUCCCUGGCGCCUGAGUGGAGGGUCUCUGCCCCCGCCCCCAGGGCAGCGAGUGGUGUGGGCCCGGUGCCCAUGCUCCAGCUCUGUCAGGGCCCUGGGGCACCGGCUCCCCCAGGGUCGGGCUGGGUGUCGCUUCUGUGUGCCCCCCGCCCCUCACCUGACCUGUGCCUGCGCUCCCUCGCUGGCUGCAAGCGAGCAGCACGGCCCCAAGCCCCGUUCCCACCCGGUGUCCCCAGCUCUUCGCAGUCUGCCUGGGACUUCCCUGGUUUGUCAGCUUUCCCUUUGCGCUCGCGGGUUGCUUGUGGAAACAUGUCUCUUCGCUCUGCCCGGCGGCGCUGGUCCAUCCAAGCGGCUACCGACGUCCCGCCCGGUGGCGGAGACCCGAAAGACGCUUGUACUUGGGCUUUCAGAGUGCUGGAGCUGGAGCCCUUUUACGGAACGCAGGGUGAGAUGAAGCCUGAGACAGGAAAGCGAGCAAGCGGAAAACGGCCAGUUUUCAACCAGGGAGAAGUUCCAGUGAGACGCUCCAAAGGGCCAGCCUUGGGCUCGGGCUGCGUGUCUGUGGUCGGGAAAGGCAGCGAGGCAGCGUACAGAAGCACGCUGACCAUAGCCGUGAGCACGAGAGUCCCGGCGGGCAGGGGGUCGGGAGAUGGGAUGCGUCUACGGAGGGAUCUCGUCCAGGUCUGGUCGCUGGCCACGGUGGCCACGGAUCUGUGUCUCGGGCCGAAGUCCGACCCCGAUUUGGAGACGCCCUGGGCCCAACACCCAUUUGGACGUCAGCUCCUGGAGUCGCUGCUGGCUCACUACUGUCAGCUCCACGACGUGCAGACCCUGGCCAUGCUCUGCAGUGUCUUCGAGGCCCAGUCCAGGCCGCAGGGGUGCGUGAGUCCCGCGGGGCCCUUCCCGCCGCGCUCCUCCACCGGGCUCUCCCACAGCCGAUACCCCAGCUUUGCCUCGUCGGGCUCCUGCUCCAGCAUGUCGGACCCGGGGCUCAACGCAGGAGGCUGGAACAUAGGUAUGGAGCGGCUGGGCCGGACAGGCAGGGGAGGUGGCUUCACUCACAGGCGUGUCCUAGGCCUCAGGUGGCUUUCGGGGAAGGGGGGGGAUACGGAAUUGCAGGCAGGGACGUCGACCCCGGCCGGGAAGAGGUUUUCGAGCGGCCUGGGCCGGAGUAGUGAUCGUGCGGGGUCGACGGUGGUACUGAGGCAUCCUGGGGGCAGAGGGGGAGAGCGCGAGUGGCCGCCCACGCUUCCACCUGGCAUUUGCGGCUCCCCUGGGCCUGUGGCGUGGCAUGCUCCCCACCCGCUCACCACACCCCACCCCUCCUUUGGCUUGGGCAGCAGCUGGUCUCCACACUGGGAGUGGGUGGAGCCCGUGACUCUGGUCUCCACACUGGGAGUGGGCGGAGCCGGUGACUCUGGUCUCCCCGCCAGGCUGCUGGACCCUGCCAACACUCAGCAGUUCGAUGACUUCAAGAAAUGCUACGGGGAAAUCCUGUAUCGCUGGGGCCUGCGGGAGAAACGGGCUGAAGUGCUGAAGUUCGUCUCCUGCCCCCCCGACCCGCACAAGGGAAUCGAGUUCGGGGUGUACUGCAGUCACUGCCGCAGCGAGGUGCGGGGCACCCAGUGCGCCAUCUGCAAGGGCUUCACUUUCCAGUGCGCCAUCUGCCACGUGGCCGUGCGGGGCUCCUCCAACUUCUGCCUGACCUGCGGCCACGGAGGGCACACCAGCCACAUGAUGGAGUGGUUCCGCACCCAGGAAGUGUGUGCCACAGGCUGGAGAGCACGUUCUGAGCACAGGCAGCAGGAGCCUCCCGCCACCUGGACCCAACGCCGGUUCCAAACUGGCGUCCGUCCUGUGCGCGGCGCUGGCAUGGACAAGCACUUCCAGUCUUCCAGCAGCUGCUUGGGUGCCCCCGCUAGAAGUGGCCACGCUCCCUGUGUCACUGCUGGCACGGGACGCUGCUUGGGAAAUCCGGCUUUGCUGCUAAGGAUGCAGGACUGGUGUCUGGUGGCCAGGGUGUGUGGGAAAGUUCCUUUGGAGUCUUCCUGGCAGGACGACCUAGCACCAAAGAUCACAUCUGUGACACAGACAGUCCUCUGCACUAAGAUACGGUGCAGCUGGUUUCCAGGCAGGAGUCAUGGCCCAAGCAUGUCUCCGUCUUCACGGAGCAAAUAG